CCGCUUAAACAUCCGUGUUCUAGAAGCCAGAACUAGCGCUGGACUUCAACCAGCUUUCUUAUUACCGUAUACCGUCCAAAUGAAUUAGAUGGAGGGCAGGUAAAACUGACUCCAGAACAGAUACUACUUUUUUUUUUUUUUUUUCCGGUUGUGUGUACGGAACUGAAUGCGACGGUGUAGCGUCUAAAUGUGAGCACUAUUCUGCGUUAUUGCAAGAUUUACGGCCGAGCAUGAUGUCUGAGGGCAGUUCAUUUAUGAAAGGCAUGAUCCUAGGGGGCAUAUUCUGCCUGGUGAUGUCUUUCUUUGAGACCUUUAAUUCAGGAACCCACUCAGAAGGUCAUGAGCAUCUCCACCAUCAUCUGAAACCUGUCAGCAAAGAUGAACUACAGAAGCUAUCAGAGUCUCAGAUGUCUGACUGGACCCUGCAGGUUCGAGUGUACUGUCUCAUCAUGGUCACUCCCAAGCUCCUGGUCCACUGGGCGACAGCCAACGACACUUGGAGCAAACACUGCGACAAAUCUGUCUUCUACACGUCUGAAUCGUCCAAAGCGCUAGAGGCGGUUGACCUACAGGAGCAGGAUGAGUGGGCUAGGCUACGCAAAGCCAUCAAACACGCCUACGAGAAUGCUGGAGACCUGCGCUGGUUCUUCGUGGCCCGGCCCACCACGUUCGCAAUUAUAGAGAACCUCAAGUAUUUGGUGUUGGAUAAAGAUCCAAGCCAGCCGUUUUACAUUGGCCACACGGAAAAGUCCGGAGAGCUUGAUUACGUGGAGUAUGACAGCGGGAUCGUGCUGAGCUAUGAAGCAAUGAGGAGGCUGAUAGGGAUGUUCAAAGAUGAGGACCGAUGCCCAGAGCGAGGACAUGCCUUGUGGAAGACCCCUGAAGAAAAGCAGCUUGCCACCUGUCUGAAAUACAGUGGGGUGUUUGCUGAAAACGGAGAGGAUGCGCAAGGCAAAGGACUUUUUAACAAGAAGAGCGUCAGCUCCUUGAUUUCUGACAGCAUGGGCCAAAACCCGGCCGAUGCCGUGGAGGCCUGUUGUUCGGACAUGGCCAUCACGUUCGCUGGCAUGUCUCCGAGCCAGAUGCAGGUUUUGAUGUAUGGCGUCUACAGGCUCCGGCCAUAUGGACAUGAUUUUCAUGACUCCUUGACAUUUCUGCCUCCUAAAGACUCUGAUAAUGACUGAUUGACUUCAUGGCUUCUGUUACUGUCACUCACAGAAUUGAGACGUUGAUCAUAACUGGGUGCAGGGCUGAGUCAGCUGUGAUGUGCAGUAUGUACUUAGCCAAUAUUGGAUAAUUUUGUGCACUUGAUAGUAUUUUGAAUAAAAAUUACACUAGAUGUAUGAAUGCCACACAUAUAUGGGGUUAGGAAUGAAAAUGAAGAACCUUUAGAUAAUUUUUCAAAUGUGUUUUGGAUGUAUGUUGUACUGAGGGGAUACAUGGCAUCUGUAUGGUAAACUGUCUAUAUCGCCCUUAAAAAUAUCAAACUAAUGUGGUUUGAAAGGUUAAUAUACAGUGGGGGAAAAAAGUAUUUAG
Molecule: messenger RNA, 1536 nt
Organism: Sinocyclocheilus grahami
Lineage: Eukaryota; Metazoa; Chordata; Actinopteri; Cypriniformes; Cyprinidae
Gene: c1galt1c1
Product: C1GALT1-specific chaperone 1
Exons: 2
Coding region: 231-1184 (317 amino acids)
Molecular function (GO): N-acetylgalactosaminide beta-1,3-galactosyltransferase activity
Source: RefSeq, a predicted model, not a curated record